GUAAAUGUAAUAGAGGUAGACAAUUUACAUGAGGGACGUCGACGCUGCACACCCUGCCGAGUACCAUUUUGCGCGAUUACAUUUCGGAUAUACCCGAGGACCCAAUAUCCUGCUUUUUGUAGCCUCGAGAUAAAUCAGCAUUAGGGGAGCAUCCGGUGAUAGAGCGGCAACUGGCCAGCUAGUCUAGCUUUAGCUGAUAGCUUGGCCCCGUAGCGUAGGGCGGCAACUACGGGUUAGCGGACGGCAACUAACUGAUAGCUCCGCCCCUCUUUCCUCCGCCUCUAGGGUCGCUAAGUAGCUACUGCUGCUAGCUAUUAACUGAACCGACAAACCAACACCAGCACUAGCAGUCGCACCCCUAGCAAGAACACAUCCCUUGAAUCGUAAAACUACGAGAGAGCUACACCGUCGUGCAAAGCCUCCUUGAACAAGAGACGAGGCUCGUUCUAGCAGAAUAAAGACCGCGCAAUACAGAGCACGAUGCCAGCCAAGACAGUCUUGGUGACAGGCUGUUCAGCCGGGGGCAUCGGUGCCGCCAUCGCUACUGCAUUGGCAACACACGGUCAUUAUGUCUUUGCAACAGCUCGAGACAUAUCCAAAAUUCCAGAAACUCUAUCCAGCUUAUCCAAUGUCGCGACUGUCGAACUGGAUGUUUGCUCGCCAUCAUCGAUCGACGAGGCCGUCAAGUUUGUUAGCGACCGCGGGCUCGAUGUGCUUGUCAACAAUGCCGGUGCCGGCUACGCAACGCCAAUACUCGAUGUUGAUAUCGAACGAGCACAGAAGCUGUACGAUACCAAUCUAUGGGGGCCCCUUCGCACUAUACAAGCCUUUUCCAAGCUGUUGAUUGCCAGUCGCGGUCGUGUCGUUAAUAUAAGUACUUGUGGCGCCGUCGUGAACACUCCGUGGAUAGGUAUAUACUCAUCAUCUAAAGCCGCCUUGACGAAUCUAUCCGAGACCCUACGCCUAGAGCUAGCACCUAUGGGUGUCAGCGUUGCCGCAAUCAUGGUAGGCACUAUUGACAGCCACUUCCACCAGAACGAUCCUUUUCACUUACCACCGACAUCAUUGUACAUUCCUAUUGAAAAGAGCAUCGCUGGCUGGGCAAGUGGUGAGCUGAAGCCCAAGGGCAUUCCAGCUGACAAAUUCGCCGAGACGUUGGUCCACGACAUCGUCGGAACGAAGGCUGGUUUGAUUUGGAAAGGGCCUAAUGCUGGCAGCAUCAAAUUACUCUCGCACUUCGCUCCUCAAUCCCUCGCGGACGCUGCAAUGAGCUAUACGCAAGGCUUGAAAGAGCUCAAGGCUCAUAACGAUGGAAAGGGACAAACAUAAAAUACCUCAACGCUGCUUGAUGAUGUGAUCAGCUGUUGUUGUUGUAAAAUGCGUGGUAUUCUUGUAACUUUAUUGAUAUAUCUAAUGGCGGUCUGGUUUCAUUGAACUCGGGGGGAAAAGAAACGUAAACAAAAUUGAACAUUUAUAAUUGGUAAAAA
Messenger RNA from Truncatella angustata, 1487 nucleotides. Its product is annotated as oxidoreductase. Gene Ontology annotation, biological process: triglyceride catabolic process; phosphatidic acid biosynthetic process. Gene Ontology annotation, cellular component: lipid droplet; endoplasmic reticulum. NCBI's taxonomy places the organism in Eukaryota, Fungi, Ascomycota, Sordariomycetes, Amphisphaeriales, Sporocadaceae. The coding region runs from base 481 to 1329 and encodes 282 amino acids. The record is from RefSeq and is a predicted model, not a curated record. Gene Ontology annotation, molecular function: triacylglycerol lipase activity; acylglycerone-phosphate reductase (NADP+) activity. The transcript has 3 exons.